CGCUGGACUUUGGGUUGUCUGGCGCCUUGGCUCCUUAGCAUCGCGCUGCUAUUGUGCGAUGUUGACAAUGUGGCUGUCCCUGUAGAGCUCGACAGACGCACUGCUUGCGUUUACACCUUAGUACCUAAUUAAGAUACGCGCCAAUUUGAGUCGCGUUGAGAUGUCGGCGUCUCAAGUAGUGCCCGAAUACGACGUCAAAUUCAUUACGACGGAAUCAUUGGAGGCACCGGUAGUCGGCAACGUGCAAGACGACAGUUCAACUUCUUCCGCAUCCAAUGGCACUAAAGGUUCUUCCUGGAUCUCUGCUGUUUUUCUCAUCAUCAAUGCUGCUCUUGGAGCUGGUUUACUGAAUUUCCCACAUGCCUUUGACCAAGCUGGAGGCAUAGCAGUGGCUCUCUCUGUGCAGGCAGUGCUGCUUCUUUUUGUGGUGGGAGCCCUGCUUGUGCUGGCUUACUGUGCCAGGCAGCAUGAUUGUGCCACUUACCAAGAAGUGGUGCUGCGUGCAUGUGGGCCACAUUUCUGGAGCUGUUGCUCACUGGCUGUGGCACUGUACUGCUAUGGCACAUGCAUCACCUUUCUAGUCAUUGUAGGGGACUUCUCAGAUCGCAUUUUUGCAUCUUUGUACGGGCCAAGUUACUGCAUUCACUGGUUUAUGCACCGGGACUUCAUAAUUGUCACCACAUCGAUUGUUCUCAUCCUCCCAAUGUGUUUUUCACGGAAGAUUGAUUUUCUCAAGUACCCCAGUAUGUUCGGUGUGCUUGCUGCCCUUUAUCUGGUUCUGCUGGUCGUGGUGCAAUACUUUGUUGGGGACUGGAAGUCGCCUGGCACCAGAAGCUCUCCCAACACUCUGGAGGAUGUCUUGACUGCUGUUCCAGUAGUAUGCUUUGGCUAUCAGUGCCACGUGAGUUCUGUGCCUAUCUACUCAUGCCUUGAAGACCGGAGACUAUCUACAUUUGCCAAGGCAGUGCUGAGUGCCACCCUUUUGACGGCCUUGCUAUACACUGUGGCAGGGGUGUUUGGCUACCUGACAUUUGGUCAGGGUGUGGCUAGUGACAUACUGGAGCUCUAUGAUGCACGUCAGCCGCUAGUAUUGGUGGGAAUCUUGGCCAUGGCACUCAAGAUCAUCACUACAUACCCCAUCCUUACCUUCUGUGGCAGGACAGCAGUGGAUGACCUUUACGGGCAGUUUCGGGGCCUUGACGAGGAUGCUAAACGCAAGCGUGAGCUGUUUCGACGGAUAACAAUUGUGUCGAUCUGGUUUUGCACCACAGUUGUCCUGGCCUGUUUGGUGCCAAACAUCAGCAUUGUCAUCCGUAUCAUUGGCUCCCUUGCUGCUACCUUCAUUUUUGUCUUUCCUGGUUUGUGCCUGUUGUUCGUCUCCGUGAAACUGGACAACUAUUACUAUUUUGCCAAGACCAAGUGGAAGCUGGCAAUAGCUGUGCUUUGCGUGGCACUGGGCACGUUUGUUUUUGGCCAAGUACUCACCAUGUCGAUAAUGGACGCUGCGUCAGGUCAUGAGCGGGCUGCAGACGUUCAGCUCUGCACAGUGCCCAAGAUGGUUCGCUUAUAUUCCUAUUUCUAGUAGACGGUCCAG
Molecule: messenger RNA, 1594 nt
Organism: Rhipicephalus sanguineus (brown dog tick)
Lineage: Eukaryota; Metazoa; Arthropoda; Arachnida; Ixodida; Ixodidae
Product: putative sodium-coupled neutral amino acid transporter 7
Exons: 8
Coding region: 161-1582 (473 amino acids)
Biological process (GO): amino acid transmembrane transport
Molecular function (GO): amino acid transmembrane transporter activity
Source: RefSeq, a predicted model, not a curated record